Molecule: messenger RNA, 2370 nt
Organism: Siniperca chuatsi (mandarin fish)
Lineage: Eukaryota; Metazoa; Chordata; Actinopteri; Centrarchiformes; Sinipercidae
Gene: cdc50aa
Product: transmembrane protein 30Aa
Exons: 7
Coding region: 233-1345 (370 amino acids)
Biological process (GO): phospholipid translocation
Cellular component (GO): Golgi apparatus; endoplasmic reticulum; plasma membrane
Source: RefSeq, a predicted model, not a curated record
AUGAUCCUAUUGGCUCAGAAGCUUCCGGCUUCUUCCUCUUAGAUUAGAUUAACAAGUACUAAUCAGUACUACAAUCAGUAGAUAUUUGAAUUAGACAGAGGGUAAAUUUCACUCCUUAGACAGUUUUAGCAGUUGCGUUCACGUUUUGUCUCUUGUUUAUCGUGAGGGAUUAACUAGGAACUGUCAACUGUCAACUACAGUAGAUUAUUUUUGCACGACGCGGAUUGCAGCCAUGAUGGCGUCAAGCUACAACGCUAAGGAGGAGGACGGACCUCACUCAGGUGCUUCGAGCCACGGAGGCCCAGCGGCUGCGAAAAGUAAAAAGCCGGACAACACGGCGUUCAAGCAGCAGAGACUACCAGCCUGGCAGCCCAUCCUGACAGCAGGCACCGUGCUGCCUGCUUUCUUCGUUAUCGGUCUCAUUUUCAUCCCCAUCGGCAUCGGCCUGUAUGUCUCAUCAAACAACAUCAAAGAGUUCGAGAUUGAUUACACUGGUGUAGACUCUUCCAGUCCAUGCUACAGCUGUGCCAACAACUUCAGCUGGAACAGCACAACACCAUGUUUCUGCUCUGUGGACUUCACAUUGGAGCAGCCAUUUGAGAGCAAUGUCUUUAUGUACUACGGCUUAUCCAACUUCUAUCAGAACCACAGACGCUAUGUGAAGUCCAGGGAUGACAGCCAACUGAAUGGUGACCAGUCUGCUUUGAAGAACCCCAGCAAGGAAUGCGAACCAUACCGCACAAGUGAAGGACUGCCCAUUGCUCCAUGUGGGGCCAUAGCAAACAGCCUUUUCAAUGACACUCUGGAGCUGUAUCAUAUUGAUUCCAAUGGUACCAGAAAUGCAAUUAAUCUGGUAAAGAAGGGCAUUGCAUGGUGGACAGACAAGCAUGUGAAGUUCAGGAAUCCUGGUGGAAACAACAACCUUACUGUAGCUUUCCAAGGCACCAGUAAGCCGGUCAACUGGAGAAAGCCAGUGUACGAGUUGGACCCAUCUGAUCCUGAGAACAAUGGCUUUAUCAAUGAGGACUUCAUUGUGUGGAUGCGCACGGCUGCGUUGCCCACCUUUCGCAAGCUAUAUCGCAUCAUCCAGAAGAAGUCUAGCACGACCCCCACUCUACCCAGUGGCAAAUACGUCUUGGACAUCACUUACAAUUACCCUGUGCUCAGCUUUGAUGGUCGCAAGCGGAUGAUCCUGAGCACCAUCUCCUGGAUGGGAGGGAAGAACCCCUUCCUUGGCAUUGCCUACAUCACUGUAGGCUCCAUCUGCUUCUUCCUGGGUGUGGUUCUGCUCAUCAUCCACCAUAAAUAUGACACCCGCAACAACAGUGCAGAUAUUCCAAGUUAAUCUGUUUGUGUAUCGCGUUUUCCUGUGUCUGCAUGCAUGGGUGACCCUAAAGGGUCCGUUCUGGACUGCUUGUUGAUUUUAGUGUGAUUACACUGGUCUCUGUAAUUGUCUGUUGUGUGUUUGUGCAAGGACAGCAGUGUCUUAAGUGUUUCAUCAAAAGCAGUGUUUAUGUAUAGGUCAACUAAGGCAAAAGAAGGAUGCUAGAGUCUGUGUCUCUGUGCAUAUAGCUUCAAGUCAGCUGCUGAGAAUGUCAUUUCCUCUCUUCAAAAGAAACUUUUUAUCUUCUAUUUAUCUAUACAUUAUUAAAGUAUCUGUGUUUUAUUUUAGCAGUGCUUUGCGAAUGGCUUAAUUAUUGAAGGAUGUAUGUAUUUUUAACGCAAGUUUUUGUCCAUACUAUGUACUGUAAUAUGUCCUGCUGAUGAAUGUACCAUUUUAUUUCAUUGACAUACCUCUGUGGUUUUUGAGAUUACCUUGAAUAUAGGAUGGGAUAAUCAUUGCUUGUGUGCCGUUUAUUAUGGUAAGCAUUGAUGUUUAACAAGAAGUAUAUUAUCCUUGGAGAGUCAUAGAAUACUCAUGAUAAGUAGUACCAAAAGUGUGGUUAUCUACCCUCCGCUGUGACUGGUUGUAUAAAGAGACUGAGCCAGUCAUAAAGCAUCUUUUUAAAAUUAUAAUCUAAGGUUUAUUAAUGAUGGCAACAUUAACCUAUACCACUAUAUCCAGUAUUCUUGAUUCUAAGACACUGGGCAGCGUCUCAGGCUGAUUAGAGCACAAAAAUGAUUUCGUUUUUACAUUUUGGUCUGAGUGUUAAGUUAUCUUGCGUUCUUCAAUGUUGACCAAAUUAUAUGCACUUUAAAAGUGUCACAUUUGUUAGUUUUCCCCCUUGUUUCACUUAAUCUUCUGUUAUAAUAUUGUGAUCUGGAUUUAUUAAUAAUGAGUAAAUUGUUUAAAUUGGAAACUUAUGGGUUUUUAUAAGGUUUGUAGGGUCCAAUCAUGUAUGGGUCCAAUUAAACAACUUCCUGAAUGUA